Messenger RNA from Meloidogyne enterolobii, 1946 nucleotides. Lineage: Eukaryota; Metazoa; Nematoda; Chromadorea; Rhabditida; Meloidogynidae. The record is from the annotation of a GenBank genome assembly.
GCGCGAGAGGAAUUCAGCUCUGGAUUUGUCGGAUCUCAGCUUUUGCAUUUUCUAAUUUUUUUAUGGGAAAGAAAUUUUGCUCGAUUGAUUUAGCAGUUAUUUCAAAAUCGAUUUUGCCGACUGCUAAUUAAGUCCUCGCGCCCCUCCUUUCGGAUCACAUGCCACGAGUUUGGAUAUUUUGUCAUUUUCUUUGUUUUACUUUUUUAUUUUUAAAAUUUUACGUAAAAACUCAAAAUUCGGAUCUUUAAAAAACAAUUUUCGACAUAAAAAUAUUUAAUUUUCAGGAAUGGGCAGAGAAGUUGAAAAUCUUAUUCGUGAAAACACUGAAUUGCUUGAAACUAAAAAUGCUUUAAAUAUUGUAAAGAAUGAUUUGAUUGCAAGAUUGGAUCAACUUAGCAGUGAACACGCAGUCUAUAGAGAAGAAGCACGAAGUCUUGAACUAGUCAAAAUAAAAUUAAUUGAACGCAUUAGAGGAUUGGAGGAUGAAUUGAAAGAAUUAAAAGAAGCAAAAAAUCAAACAGAAACGCCAGAGGUUUUUUUAAAAAUUUUUCUUAAAAAAUUAUUUUUAAAGGAAGACAAAGCCCAAGGGCGGCGAUUUACUCGUCUCGAAAUGGCUAGAGUUUUGAUGGAAAGAAAUCAAUACAAAGAAAAUUUCUUUGAACUUCAAGAAGCUGUUAAAUUUACAGAAUUGCAAAGAGCGAGACGGACUACGUCUUCGAAUAAUCAAAAUAAAUCAAUUAUUUGGAGCUUUUUCUCCAAUCUUCUUGGUGACAGCACAUCAACUAGUCAUAUAGGACAAAAUGUGAAAAAAUCCCAAACAAAAAAGAAUAUUCCAUCAUCUCCAUUAACUCAAAGGAAAGCACGUUCUGGAGGGGAUAAAGAAGACAAAACAAAUCAGGACAGGUUUAAUGCUGAAAGGCGACAACAUUACCACGAAGUUAGUCAACAUAUGAAACAAGAAGACUUUCCAACGGCUUAUGGUUGGUCUAUACCCUCAACUAAAGCAGCGGCACAAAAUUUAUCAAUCCCAGUUCCAGUUAAUUGUCGACCAUUAAUUGAAAAUGCUUCGCCUUCACUUAAAAUUUGUUGUGCUGCUUCUUGUUCCCUUCAUGGAGGAUUAAGUAAUGGUGAAUAUAUUGUUGGUGAUCCAAUACUUGGCUGUGAUCCCUAUUUAUUUUUAAAAAAUAAUUUUCAACGAAGUAACAAUGAAAAUGGGGGGCGAAAAUCUAUUGGCGAAAUCAAAAAAUUAAAUGGUUCAGAAUUUUCUCUUUUGGAAUCUUCAAGUUUAGUUUGGAUUUGUAGUUCCAGUGAAAUUCAAAAACCUUUUGUGACUAUUUUGGAUGUUAAUUGUCCAAAUUCAAUACUUGAAGGAUUUGAAAUUAAUGAAAUUGGGGCUAGAAUAUUUUGUAUUGCUAGUGUUUCUGGAAUUCAUUAUUCUGAUAUUCGAAUAACUGAAGAAGGUUUAAAUUCUGAUUCAGAAUUAUGUACAAGAGGAGGUUAUUUUGAAAAGAGCAAAACUUUAAUUGAAUCUAUAAUGGAUUUUGAAUUAUUUGGAUCUGUUGAAUUUAUAAAAUUGCAAUUAUCUACUAAAAAAGGAGAAGGAGAAGCUACUCAAACAUUGAUUUGGGAAGGACAACAAAAAAUGACUUCGCCUUCUAAAAGGAGAAGAGAUUGUAAGAGGGGGUUUUCUUUUUAAAAAAGACUUUGAAAAUUAUAUUCAUAGGGUGCGGGAUUAAUUUAAAGUAAUAUUGAAUUUAGAAUUUUAUUAAAUUUUUAAAGAGAAUUGCUCGAUUCUCUUAUUGGUUUUCACCUUUUAGACUCCCACCGUACACUCUACGUUCCUUUGGAAGUCCCAAGAUUUUUAUUUGGGUUGGUUGUAAAGUCGAGGAUCCGCGGUUCAUGGUUUCUCUCCCUUUAAUAGAAGGUACAGCCCAAGUAGGCGCGCG